Messenger RNA from Cajanus cajan (pigeon pea), 1852 nucleotides. RefSeq names its product Plant invertase/pectin methylesterase inhibitor superfamily. Gene Ontology annotation, molecular function: pectinesterase activity; enzyme inhibitor activity. Lineage: Eukaryota; Viridiplantae; Streptophyta; Magnoliopsida; Fabales; Fabaceae. The record is from RefSeq and is a predicted model, not a curated record. Gene Ontology annotation, biological process: cell wall modification.
UGGGCACUUGUUGUUCGAAAUGGCUAUUCCUUCACUAAAGAAGGCACGAAAAAAGAGCCUCUGGUUGGUCCUCUUUCUGGCACUCUGCACCCCAUUGACCGACGCUCACACCGAUUUCGUGGGUUCAGCCUGCCUCAAAGUUUCCCCCACCAAAUUCCUCGACUCACUCACCCAAGUCAUCGCUGUCAUACGACAACUCGCAUCCAUUCUCUCACGCUUCACCUCUCACUUCGCCGACUUCCGCCUCGCCACCGCCGUCUCCGACUGCCUCGACCUCCUCGACCUCUCCUCCGAAGUCCUCUCCUGGUCCCUCUCCGCCACACACAACCCCACAGGGAAGCAUAACAGCACGGGGAACCUGAGCUCCGAUUUGAGGACAUGGCUCAGUGCGGCACUCGCGCUUCCCGAGACGUGCAUGGAGGGAUUAGAAGGCACGAACGGCAUUGUGAAGGGUUUGGUGUCUGGCGGCGUAGGGCAAGUGGUGUCGUUGGUGGAGCAGCUUCUUGCGCAGGUGCUUCCCGCAGAGGAUGAAUUUGGAGACGGCAAGGGGAAGGGGGAAUUUCCUUCGUGGGUUAGGCCUAACGAUAGGAAGCUUCUGCAAGCGAGUGGAGUGGCUCUGGCUCCUGAUGCUGUUGUGGCUGCGGAUCGGAGCGGCAACUACGCCACCAUCACUGAUGCGGUGCUUGCGGCACCGGAUUACAGCAUGAAACGGUUUGUCAUUUAUAUAAAGAAGGGGGUUUACGUAGAGAACGUCGAGAUCAAGAAGAAGAAAUGGAAUAUCAUGAUCGUUGGAGAUGGGAUAGAUGCCACCGUUAUUUCCGGUAACCGGAGUUUCAUCGACGGUUGGACCACUUUCCGAUCACCUACAUUCGCGGUGAGUGGCAGAGGAUUCAUAGCAAGAGACAUUUCCUUUGAGAACACGGCAGGGCCGGAGAAGCACCAAGCAGUGGCACUAAGAUCAGACUCUGACCUCUCCGUGUUCUACCGAUGUGGGAUUUCGGGUUACCAAGACAGCCUAUACACCCACACGAUGCGCCAAUUCUUCAGAGAAUGCAGAAUCAGAGGCACAGUGGAUUUCAUCUUUGGGGACGCCACUGCCAUGUUCCAAAACUGCGCAAUAGAGGCCAAGAAAGGGUUGCCAAAUCAGAAGAACACGAUCACAGCUCACGGAAGAAAAGACCCAAAUGAACCAACCGGUUUCUCCUUCCAAUUCUGCAAUAUCAGUGCAGAUUCGGACCUUGUAGGGUCAGUUAGCACCAGGCAAACGUACCUGGGAAGACCAUGGAAGAGUUAUUCGAGAACCGUUUUCAUGCAGUCGUACAUGAGUGAGGUGAUAAGAGCAGAAGGGUGGUUGGAGUGGAAUGGGAACUUUGCAUUGGACACGUUGUACUAUGCUGAGUACAUGAACACUGGACCAGGUGCAGGAGUGGCUAACCGUGUCAAGUGGCCAGGGUACCAUGCAUUGAAUGAUUCAAGUGAGGCUAGUAACUUCACAGUCACUCAAUUUAUUGAAGGGAAUUUAUGGUUGCCUUCUACCGGAGUAACGUAUACCGCUGGAUUCACGGCUUAACAGAAACGCUUGCCAAAUCAUGGCAUCCUUGUACUUAUAUCAAAAUUAUUACAUAUUCAAGGUGGUUCUUUAUAUCAGAAAAAAAAAUUAUUAAAAAACAAAAGGUGAAUUGGGCCCGUGUUCAAUUUAAUUAACGAGUACUUGUUGAUUAUUUAAGAUUUUCCUUUUUUGGUUAUUGGAGGGUACCUAGGUGUUUUUUGGAUUUUGGAGAAAAUGGAUGUGUGCAGCUUCACCUGAGUUUUAAGGAGGUGUCAUGUUUAUAUUUAAAAUUUUCAAGUUUAA